Molecule: messenger RNA, 918 nt
Organism: Paramecium tetraurelia
Lineage: Eukaryota; Ciliophora; Oligohymenophorea; Peniculida; Parameciidae
Exons: 3
Molecular function (GO): lipid binding
Source: RefSeq, a predicted model, not a curated record
AUGUUUAGAAUUUAUUCGUGCAUUAGACAAUUACUGAUUAGUUGUUUAAAUAUCUUCAAGUACACAAGAGUAGAAAAUGCAGAAAAGGGUUAUUAGAUGGAAAGCGUGAACAGAGACAUCGAAAGCAAUAUGAAUGCUGAAUUAAGAGCUCAUGAAGACUCUUUCAUUUAGAAUCAUGAAAAUAAAAUAGAAGACUUUGAAAAUAAAGCAAACUUUUAGGAUUGUGAGUAGAUAAUCGAUGAGGAGUCGAUUCGAUAAUUUAUAGAUGAUAUUCCUCAUAUCUCAUUUUAAUAAACUGAAUAAAUGAAGGAGAUAGGAGAAAGGGCAGUUGCGGCUUUAAAUAGUGUGAUUGAUAAGAUGGAAGGUUUUGAAUUGUUGGAAGAGGAGCAGGACUUUAAUUUUUGGAUUAAAUAUGUUGAGACUCCUGAAAAAUAUUAGAUUGGCAUUAUGAAAUACACAUAUACUUUAAACACAACUAUCGACUCCUACUUAGAAUUCAUGAAGGAUCUGCAAUUACAGAAGUCGAUGGAUAAUAGUAUUGAUGCAUUUGAGAAACAUUUGGAGGACAUGAAUUUAUAGAUCAAUUAUUUAAGAUACAAAAAAAUUAUGUUCAUGGAUCCUCGUGACUUUUUAUACAUUAAAUACUCAGAUAGAAAGGGAGAUGACUGUAUUGAAAUUUCGAAAUCGAUUUAAGUGGAUAAUUUCCAGCCUUAAGAACUAUCUGCCAAGCAAUGUACUAGGGCAGUGUUAUUGUUAAGUGGAAAUCUAAUAAAAUAAAUUGAGGAGAAUAAAAUUAUGAUUACAACGUAUUCUGAAUGCAACAUGAAAUUAAAAUUAAAACCCGUGAUGACUAAGCAAGCAAGCAAAAAUGAAAUAAAGAAAAUGGUUAAAAGAUAUCGUGAUCAUUUUAAUUUAUGA